AUAUUCCUCUACGGGCAACAUUUCAACCUUGGCAGAGUUAGAGUUCAUCUUGUUUUUUCUAAAUGACGUGGCAACAUUUCAACCGUAGUAGAUUAGCAGUCGUUGCACGGCACAGCAACACAAGCCAAGUCUAAUCUCGUGAAUGUAGAACUUUCCAAGGACGAACUUUCCCAGGACGAACUUGUUGACGAGCUGUGAAUGUAGAACUUUCCCAGGACGAACUUGUUGACGAGCUGUGAAUGUAGAACUUUCCCAGACGUGCACCAACCGUCUCCUUCUACUUUUGAUGCUUUUACUGCAUUCUCCAUUUGCUUGCCUUCCCUAUAAGUACUACAGAUUCAUUUUCUUUGAUUGUACUCGGAACCCCCCUCCUCCUCUUUCUGUCUCUCUCUGAAACUCAAACGCACAUUCAGCAAUGGAUUCAAGCACCAAUGAAAUAACCUACGAAUUCCUACCCUAUUUCAGAUUUUACAACGAUGGCCGCAUCGAGAGAUUGGGGAAGUUCGGGGCCCCUGAAAUUGCUCCCACUGGCCUAGACCCCAAAACCCAUGUCCAAACCAAAGACGUCGUCGUCUCAUCGGAAUCCGGUGUAUCAGCCCGGCUCUUCCUCCCAAAAAACAGCCACCCAGAUCACAAGUUGCCGCUCGUCGUUCACUACCACGGUGGAGCCUUCUGCAUUGGAUCCCCUCGCAACAAGAACUUCCACAAUUUCCUUGCAUCUCUCGCCGCAGAGGCCAAUGCCAUUGUUAUCUCCGUUGUCUAUAGGCUUGCCCCGGAGCACCCUCUACCAACCGCGCAUCAGGACUCGUUUGCCGCGCUGCAGUGGAUCGCUACCCACUCUAACGGCCAAGGACCCGACCCGUGGCUUAACGAGUAUGCGGAUUUCGGGCGGGUUUUCUUGGCGGGGGAGAGCGCCGGGGCCAACAUAGCCCACUACGUGGCAGUUCAAGCUGGUGCCACCAAAUUGGUUGGUCCUAACAUUGUCGGGUUACUCAUAUUGCACCCAUAUUUCGGUGGCAAGGAGAUACCUAAAUUGUACAGUUUACUAUAUCCAACGGGCAGCGGGUUUAGUGACCCGAUAAUUUACCCGGAAAUUGACCCGAAUUUGUCGGGUAUGGCUGGUGCGAAGGUGCUUGUUUGUGUGGCUGAAAAAGAUUCAUUGCGAGAUAUAGGAGUGGCUUAUUCUGAGACUUUAAGAAAGAGUGGGUGGGGUGGGACCCUGUCUGUUUAUGAAACGGAAGGAGAGGACCAUGGAUUUUUUCUAGCGAAUCCUAGUAGUCACAACGUGGAGCCCCUCAUUAAGGCCAUGGCUGAUUUUAUAAAUCAUGACUGAUUUAUUUUGUUUGUUAUGUUGCCCUAAUUUUUUUUUUUUUUUUAAUGAAAAUU
This is a messenger RNA of Corylus avellana, 1386 nucleotides long. RefSeq names its product putative carboxylesterase 5. The record is from RefSeq and is a predicted model, not a curated record. Gene Ontology annotation, molecular function: hydrolase activity. NCBI's taxonomy places the organism in Eukaryota, Viridiplantae, Streptophyta, Magnoliopsida, Fagales, Betulaceae.